GAGUCCAUUGGGUACAUGGAGUGCAUAAAAGCGUCGUCGAUUAGACGCUUGAAUGGGUCUACCGUGCACCCAGAACCCAAAACUCAGAACCUAUCACCCCGCACCCUGUUCUCUGUCAGCGCGAAAUUGGCUAACGGACAGCUUGGCGCACAUGUUCGAUUAUGGCCGAAUCGAGCGACCAAGCAGAACCAGCGGCACAUGACCUGGACUCGGUGGUGGCAAGUAUUUAGUUUGGCUUACGUGAUUGAAAUUGAGACAACCAGGACAUCAUGAUUGUCAACAUGCCCGUCAAUGGCACGGGCAGUGCAUCAAGCCCCACAUCGAAUCCCAGCAACAACAACAACAACAACAACAAUAAUAGUAACACCACCAAUCAAAAUAGUAAUACUAAUAAUACCAGUAAUCUUCCCGGUGAUUACAAUUUCCUGAAGCGCAAAUACGACGAUCAGGAUGAGUUAACAUUGGGUCAGGAUUACGAGCCCAUCGAAGUGAAUCCAUGGAAGAAGCGGCACUUGGACUACGAUGCCGGUGAUCUGCAAUUCCAUUUGCAGUUGGAACAGCCACCUAGCAAUCCAACCAAUGCUGCACCCGCCCAAUCUUCAACUUCUUUCAUCAAUGAUCUCUUUGCCUACGAUAGCAGUCUUCUUGUGCCCGCCGCCGCCUAUUCCCAUUGUCCACCAUCGAGUGCUCCUCUUGAGGACAAUGGCGGAUGGACGGGUGGCGAACUCCUAGAGCUGGAUCAUCGCUAUAAUUCCGGUUUGCAGGCGGAUCUGGGACAACUGAAUGCCACUCUACCGCCACCACAACAAUCAUCAUCAUCAUCAUCGUCACAGAACUCAUCGAAUCACAUACAAUCGAAUCACAUACAGCAGACUGCACAACAGAAUCCUCAGAAUCCUGGCCAGAAUUCCAAUCAAAACCCAAACUUUUUAGUGCCGCAGAAGCAGCGAAUAUUAUCGGCAGGUCGACGCACUUCAUCUGGUUCGGCAAAUGGUGCCAAUGAAGCCACCGAGGCUGAUUUUGAGGAUAAGAACCUGUCCUGGCUGCUUAACUUUAAGUUCGAUGAGUUUCCGCAUCUGUCGCCGCACAAUCAGGUUCAUGGACAGGCAGUGAAUCUGCCAGAAGGAAGUACUCCUCAUCCGCAUCCACCUCCUACAACGGCGGUGGCGAUCAGUACAUCGCCUUGCAGUUCCGCCUCGCCCACAUCCGCCUCCGCUGUAUCCGCCGUAUCUGCCACCAACUCGAAUCCAUCUCUGGGUUCCGGGAUUAUGGAUCAACGAGCCCGAUCGCCCAAUUCGGCGAUGCCAACGAGUGCUGGAACCGGCGGCGUUUCUAGUGUUCCUGCAAGUGGAUGUAUGGCUGGAGUGGGCACCACCAAAACGGGACGAAAAUUUGAGGAGCUGGUAAUGGAGGUCACCUCGGAGCUAGACGGCAAUGACAUGAUCGUAGCCGAGCACGUCGUCGUCGAAGAUACAUCUUCCAAGGCGCCAAAGAAACCACCGUUCACCUACACGGAGCUCAUCGAAUACGCCCUCGAGGAUAAGGGUGAGCUGACUGUGUCGGGCAUAUACCAAUGGAUAUCUGACCGCUUUCCAUAUUACAAAUCCAACGAUGAUCGCUGGAAGAACUCUGUGCGACACAAUCUCUCAAUUAAUCCACAUUUUCGCAAGGGCGUUAAGGCUCCCCAAGGAGCUGGUCACCUGUGGGCCAUAUCCAGCGGUGAUUCGGCAGAGAAUGUUCUGGCCUGGGAGCAUAAAAAACAACGCCUGGAUUUGUUCUUCAAAAUGGAGUCCAUCAACCGUGAGCGCAUACAGCAGCAUCAGCAACAGCAGCAGCUGCAGCAACAGCAGCAACAUCAGCAGCAACAGCAGCAGCAACAACACUCGCCGCAACAGCAACAUCAGACGACACAUCAACAUACAACACAGGCCAGUAGUUGCCUGUACGAUGAAGCGGCAGUGGCAGCGGCAACUCUUACCCAGGAAAUGAUGCAGACGUCCGGUAGUGCUGGCAGUGAGGCCAAUCAGCAGCAGCACCACCACCAUAGCCACCAGAACCAUCACAAUCACAAUCAUCACCACCAAAGACUGUUGCCAUUCAAUGAUCUCCUAAGCGACGAUGAGCUACGAAAGACGGCGGGUCAGAUCCUGAACGGAAUCCAUCGUGAGGUCGAGGUGCAGUCUGUUAACUCCAUCAUCAGUACUUACCACGAUGUCCUGCUAGAUAAUGAAGACUAUCUCAAUCCCAUACACAAGGAUGUGGUGGUCACGGAAAGUGUCCUGCGGCAGCAACAUGGCAACUUGGGUAGCGGCAAUAGCAACCAUUUGGCUGGUAAUGGCCACAUGGGCAGCGGUAGCUCCCAGUACUACAUCACCGAAAUCGAUCCUAUGGAGUUGGGCAUUCAGAUGUCACACCAGGCUGAACCUUCCGAGGAAGAAGUUCUCUUUAGCGACGAGUUCAACCUCAACUACUUUGGCUAUAAUCCCGGCAGUGAUAUCGUCGCUUGACCGCGCAGACAACAGACGCCAGUUUCAGCUCCGCCAGCUCCCGCUCAGCCAAGCAAUUGAAAUAUAUAUAUUGCUCGAUCCUGCUCCAUGUCAUGACAACAAUCGUAAUUGUAGCCGAUGUACCCAUAAGCCAACUCUAAACGAAUACUAGUCACACUUGAACAACACUUACAUGUAACCACCUAAACCAAAACCCCCAUUUAACAUUUACCAUUUAGACCCUAUGUAUAGUCUAGUCUUGAGUGUACCAAUAAUGUCCCAAACCCCUUAUUUUUUUUGUCUAUGCUUUAGUUGAAUACCUAGCCGAUAAGUAGCUUGCUAGCCUUAAGUACUUAUCCGUAUAUCUAUGUAUCUAAUUGCCGAUAUAACAUACUUAGCUCUUGCUCCUCUUCGAAUUUAGUUAAGUGUUUUUACAUCUAGCCGAAUAUCCGUAAAUAAUACCAGACAAAAUGAUCUCCUCUUCUCUUAUAUGUUAUCAAAACUAGGACUAGAGAGCAGAUGAACUAAUACUAACAUUAGUGUGUGAGGAAAAGGUUCACGGUUUCCCUUACCCAUGUCCGUAGAACUAAUGGCACCUAACUGGUUUUUAUUCAUUAUGGCAAAAUAAACAUUUUUUU
This is a messenger RNA of Drosophila eugracilis, 3124 nucleotides long. RefSeq lists its product as uncharacterized. The record is from RefSeq and is a predicted model, not a curated record. The transcript is spliced from 6 exons. Gene Ontology annotation, biological process: cell differentiation; anatomical structure morphogenesis; regulation of transcription by RNA polymerase II. NCBI's taxonomy places the organism in Eukaryota, Metazoa, Arthropoda, Insecta, Diptera, Drosophilidae. Bases 270 to 2507 code for a protein of 745 amino acids. Gene Ontology annotation, molecular function: RNA polymerase II cis-regulatory region sequence-specific DNA binding; DNA-binding transcription factor activity, RNA polymerase II-specific.